AUGACUGAGGAGCAGGAAGCCAGUCGUCCGGUAAAAAUGACGAUGGGUGAUCAACGUAGCGGCACCCCUCAGCAUCGCCUUCACCUCCUCUCACAUUCCGAUCAACCUACUGCAUUGCAAGCUGUGCGAAGAGCGAUUGACCAGCGAUCGUCCCCUGGAAGCAACAUCACCUCCAAACAGGUUACAGAACGAUCACGACAAGAGAUGAUAUUACCUCUGCGACAUGCAUUCCCGUGUAUUGAGCACGAAAGUGAAAUCAAGGUCAAGCAAGGUCACGAUAAGAGUCAAGGUUUCAGCGCAGACAGCCGCAUGGAUCAACUUGAAAUCCGGAGGAAGAUCAGUAUCGUUCUCGCCUGUUGGCCAACCGUUGUUGCCAUUCUCUGCCCUGAAAGCGAUCACGCCGAACGCGAAGCCAUGGCCGGGGAACGGCAGACCGAAGUAUUUGAGGCUUGGGGUCUAGAGGGGCCAGGUGGAGUCGACACCGAUAUGAAGCGGUUCCAUAUUGGGGUGAUAGAGACCAUUGCAUUGGAAAUGCCGGCCGAUGACGCGCUCAAAGCCCUCGGCGAGGCAAAACAAGCUAGAGUUAAUCGAUCUUCAAAUCCGGAUGAUGAGAUCGCGAGUGAUUAUUGUGACAGAAAAGGCGGCAGAAAUAAGGGACUUGGACUAAAAUUGUCUAAACGAGAUGAAAGUUCUCAAAAAGUCGAUCUUGCCUCCCAAUGUUCCCAAACCGACGAGAACAAUCGACCCAUGAUGAUAGGAGACGAGAGCACAGCGGCCUCUGACGACGAAAUUUCUGAGCAAACUAUGGGAACUCAGCGUCCGGCUCGAGGUGACUCGAUCACUCCGGAACCCCUGGACUCGAACGAGCAAUCAGGUGAUCCUGGGAGUCCGGUGGAUGGUGUCACAUACUCCGGAGGAGUAGAAGGAGAAGAGAGGUAUACAUCUGAUACCGAGAUGCUGGAUUGCGAUUCCCAGGAAGAACAAUAG
Molecule: messenger RNA, 987 nt
Organism: Filobasidium floriforme
Lineage: Eukaryota; Fungi; Basidiomycota; Tremellomycetes; Filobasidiales; Filobasidiaceae
Exons: 4
Coding region: 1-987 (328 amino acids)
Source: RefSeq, a predicted model, not a curated record